Messenger RNA from Lottia gigantea (owl limpet), 1626 nucleotides. RefSeq lists its product as hypothetical. The record is from RefSeq and is a predicted model, not a curated record. Gene Ontology annotation, cellular component: Golgi apparatus. The coding region runs from base 1 to 1626 and encodes 541 amino acids. Lineage: Eukaryota; Metazoa; Mollusca; Gastropoda; Lottiidae. Gene Ontology annotation, biological process: protein deubiquitination. The transcript has 11 exons. Gene Ontology annotation, molecular function: cysteine-type deubiquitinase activity.
AUGGUUUUUCAGUUGCCAGUGGCAGUAUCAUUACUUGCCUGGAAAGCCAUCUAUUUUUUAAAUGAAAAGACGUUACCACAAGAUAAUCAAAAAAUGAGAUCAUGUUUAGGAGGUAAUUUAUAUGCAUAUGAGUUGCCCGCUCCUCCUGAGAUACAGUCUAUAACAGAGGAAGAAGAGAGAAAUGGAGGUCAGAUGAAAGAAAGUAUUGGUUUAAGUGAAAUACAAAGAGGAAUAACUGCCAAACGAUUAACAACUGCAAAUGGCAGCGUACCAAAUGGUCAAGUUCCCAACAUAGAAGCAGCAACUACUAAUGGAAGUACGAGUAAUUUAUUAGGCUCCCCAUGUCAUUCACGCAGUCCCAGUAAUGUCAGUAAUAUUGUUGAUAGCAUGAGCAAAUCAACCGAAUUAUUUGAUGGUUUUGUUAUUGGUGUUCAUCGGAAAAUGAUUUUGAUGGAUGUGUAUUUCCUAUCAUCUCAGAAAACACGUCCCAGUUUAUUUGGUACACCUAUUAUUAUACCAUGUCGUGAAAAAACAGCCAAUCAAGAUUUAUACCAUUUUGUUUGGGCGCAGGUGGCUAGAUUAGUCAGUCCACUACCACCUUCAGAACAAAAAACAGCAAACCAUGCUCAAGAUUGUGAUGAUAGUCUAGGCUAUGAAUUUCCAUUUACGUUAAAAGUUGUCCAAAAAGAUGGUUUUACGUGUGCAAAAUGUCCGUGGUAUAGGUUUUGUCGUGGUUGUAAAUUAGAAUGUAAUAGCAAUUUAUUUAAUAAUGCUGGAUCAUUUGUAGCUAUAGAUUGGGAACCUACAGCUUUACACUUACGUUACCAAACUACACAAGAGAGGUUUUAUGAAGAACAUGAAAGUGUAGAAGAAAGUCGAAGAAAACAAACAGAACCUAUAGAUUUAGAUACAUGUUUACAAGCUUUUACAAAAGAAGAGGAAUUAGGAGAAGAUGAAUUGUAUUAUUGUUCUAAAUGUAAAAAACAUUGUUUAGCAUGUAAAAAACUUGAUAUUUGGCGCUUACCCCCUGUACUUAUUAUUAACCUAAAACGAUUCCAGUUUUUAAAUGGAAGAUGGGUGAAAUCACAUAAAAUUGUCAAAUUUCCUUUCAAAGAUUUUGAUCCUACACAUUAUCUAGCUCAGAGACCAUCUCAAACUGAUGUCAAAAAUCCCAGAAGCCAAUCAAAUACUUCCUUACAUUCCACUCCAGCCAAUGGUAUCGUAGAUAGGAAUUCGAACACAAACAAAUCAGGUUUGCACCAUAAUAUUCUUAUGAAUAACAGUUUUGGUGAAAUGAAUGAAGUGAAUUUAGAUGAAGAUGAAGAUUAUAAAGAUGCACGUUAUGACUUAUACGCUUUAUCUUGUCAUACUGGUAUUUUAGGAGGUGGUCAUUAUGUAGCCUAUGCAAAAAAUCCCAAUAAAAAUUGGUACUGUUAUAAUGACAGUAGUUGUAAGGAAAUUCAGGAGAGUCAAGUUGACACGAAUUCAGCAUAUAUAUUAUUCUAUGAACGCCAUAAUUUAGAUUAUAAUAAAUUCAUGCCAGACGUGACGGGGAAGGAACCAGAUAUCUCGGAAAUUGAUGAUGAAUUUGAAUCAGAUUUAAAGAAGAUUUGUGUUGUUCAAUAA